AUGUCGGUUUCUUCUGCAGUAGGAUCUACUAAUGACAUCAGGAUGUUGAAGCUAGCAAUUGCAGAAAAACACUCAAAUCCUCCCAUAGCAGCGAUCCAAGUGAUCUCCACUACUAUGGUCCAAGCACGUAGCCUUGUUUAUAAUGGUGAUUCACUUAAUCGAAUUGUGCUCAAUCCAUGGGAGCUUCGUUUCAUAAUUCUCGACACCUUAAGGAAUCUCUUUCUGGCACCCUCGACUUCUUCUUGCCGCUCGCUGGCCGUCUUGCUAUAUAUUGUCCCCGACGCCCACGAUGGUGGCACCUCUUCUGUCUUCGUCACUGGCAACAACGCUGGAGCAAGCUUUGUUCAUGCAAUUGCAGAGAACACUACAAUGGCCGACAUCCUCGAACCAACUUAUGUUCCUCCAAUUAUCAAGUCCUUCUUCCCACUUGGCAAAUCGAAAAGCUUCGAAGCAACUCAUAUCCCAUUAAUGACGGUUCAAGUUACGGAGCUUGUGGACGGCAUCUUCAUCGCUUGCUUGAUGAACCAUUGUCUUGUUGAAGUCAAGCCAUACUGGAAUUUCUUGAACACGUGGGCUAAGAUUAGCCAAGAUGGUUUGAACCACUUAGGGUCAGAUUUGAAGCUUGCAUCAUUUGAACGUUGA
Messenger RNA from Prosopis cineraria, 642 nucleotides. RefSeq lists its product as uncharacterized. Lineage: Eukaryota; Viridiplantae; Streptophyta; Magnoliopsida; Fabales; Fabaceae. The record is from RefSeq and is a predicted model, not a curated record. The coding region runs from base 1 to 642 and encodes 213 amino acids. The transcript is spliced from 2 exons.